Molecule: messenger RNA, 747 nt
Organism: Daldinia caldariorum
Lineage: Eukaryota; Fungi; Ascomycota; Sordariomycetes; Xylariales; Hypoxylaceae
Exons: 2
Coding region: 1-747 (248 amino acids)
Source: RefSeq, a predicted model, not a curated record
AUGUCGCAGCCCCUCGUAUUUCUCGUCGCGUUUUCUGCUGUUGUUGGCACCUCCGAAGCCAUUAGGCAGAUCCAGACGGAUUCUAAGAGGAAGGAACAUCGAAGCCGAAAGAAUAACUUGAUAGUACGAUGCCCCAAGUCGUCUCAAUUUAGCCACUUGCUCGAGGGGAGGCGUGUAGUCCUGUCUGGUGACAAGCUCUACAUUGACACAGGAAGUGACCAUGACCAAGUAUUCGGUCAUCCCUUUGCCGGAUACUUCCUUCCGUACCCUGAUUCCAAGUACUCUGGUCUCGUGUCGACUAUCUGUGAUGAACCACCCGUCAUGAAUUGGAUAUAUAUCGAUCGGAAUACCUACGAGCUCAAGUUCGGUACUCGACCAUCAGCGCAACCUAAUUGGCCCGGUCCUUUUGAUUGUUCUCGACAGGACCGCAGAUUGACUUUCGCUGGCUGGGAGGGGUUCCUUGCCGUUAAGGAAGGCGAUUUCUGGGCGUUGUACUUUGACGUAGAUGAGGAUAGUCUGAAGUCGAAGGUAAAGAGCGACACUCCAGUACUUGAUAUAGAACUGUUACGUGUAGAGAUGCGCGUGACACCUACAAGAGAGAAAAAGCCAUCGAAUAGGGAGUCGGAGGAUGAUGCCGAAUCUAAGAAAGAUGAAUCAGGACCAAAUAAAGCACAACGUGAGAAAGAUAAUGAAGAGAAGAUAGGGGUAUCUGGAGAUGUCGAAUUAGAGUCACCGGAAGUAGAUUGA